AUGUCUCUCCUCACCUGCACUAACAGGCCCACUAUGGUGGAGUGACCCUGCGAGGCAGCCACGUGAAGAGGGGUCUUGUCCACUUUGGUCCGGGCGUCGCGGCUGACCCCGGCACGCAGCAGCACCUCGGCGGUGGAGUGAUGGCCGUGCUGGGCUGCGAGAUGCAGCGGCGACGAGCCCAGCUGGAGGAAGAGGAGGAGAGAGUGAGAGAGAGGGAACACGGGAUGUAAAGGAGCUGCGAGAGGGGAUUUAUAUUUAACUUUAUCCAGGGCGAGUUCACUCAUGAUAAAGCUUUUGUUUUUCACCCAAUAAUCCCAAAGUUUGUAAUCACACAGUCGCUCAAACACACGAAUCUGAGUUCAACAGCAGCUAAGGCUCAGUGUUUAAUGGAAACUCGACAAGGUUCAUUAAAGAGGGAUAAAGUCUCAGUCUCAAUCAUCUCUGGGGCAGAAGUUCAAUUCUCUGACUUCAACUUCCAGGCUGCCGCUGUGUGAGCCGAUCAAGGGUUUAGUAUUGUACUACAAUAAAGUUGGGGGACUCUUCAGAGAAAACGGUUCAAAUAUAUGCAGCAAAGGGCCACAGAUCAUGACAUUUAGUCCUUUUUUAAGAGGUUAAGUUCACUUCACAAUGCAACUCAAUAGCUUCUUUCUACACACUUCCUGCCUGGUCUGUCAAACGCCACAACACGAGUCUUUCUGUUACAAAAACUGUGGUUAAAACACAGCCAGGAUUACUCAAAAUGAUGUGAAUUCAGUACUUUUCUGAGACUUGAUGAAUCCUCCAGAGCCACACAUUAUGCUAACAAAAGAAAGAAGCUGUUACAUGACUUUCACAAGUAAUGAUCCAGUGCUCACGACAUGUCAGAUUUACUGUAAACACAAACUGUCAACUAAGUCUCGCAUUAGUUGUUCCAGUGUAGUUAUUACUGGUGCAGGAGUUUGUCAAAGGCUUGAAAGUCUCGUUCGUGUGCGUCACACACUGCGGCACAAAAGACAGCUAAUCCACCAGCGUUGACACUCCAAGGUAAUAGACAUUCAAAUCAUCAUCUGUUACAUUCACGCAGUCUGCUUUACUGAGGAAAAGAGGGACAGAUCUGGUCCAUUUCAUUAAUGGCUGCUAUUUCUCGCCUUAUUUUAAAAAUGCAGACAUCAUGUGGCAUAAAUCCACUAAGUCAUGUGACACAGUGUCACAGUCGAAUGACCGAACUCCACUUUAAAAUCAAUCCAUUUUGAGAAACCUUCAAUCUGUUCUUGUACAGUAGAGACACAGGUGGCAUUAGGGAAGAGGACAUUCAUUAGAACUCCAUUGGUGAUGCGCGCGGCGGUGCCUGUGAGCAGUAAAUUAUAAAUGAAUGUUAUAUAUACAGUAGAUGUGAUCAGAAGAGUCAGACGAAAGUGCCUGCAGGCUCUUCCAAUAAAUAAGUACAGAGAGACGAUCAUUCUAUCAAUCUGCAGAACAAAUGAAUAAACAAAAAAAUGCUAAUUAGAAGAAAUAAAUUGAUAUGUGGCAUGAUGUGUGAUGUCACAGAUAUGUGGCAUGAUGUUUGCAGUGUAUAGUCAGCGUAGUACAUGUAACUGAGAAAUGCAAAUUGCAGUAACGUUGUUGGCCUGUACCUACAUGCAGUUUGUUUUACCUUCUGUGAACAGAGAGAAAGUACGUUUGCAGGCACACGACUGAGUACAGACUGAACGGAGUAUCUGAGUGUCAUUGUUUUUCCUUCAGUAAGCGUCUGCUUGAUAUUUCUUUUACUUUUUCCUGUCUUUGAGCUCAAUAUGACGCCUCAGCAUCACUGUCGCUCUGCCACUGCAGGGUGACUUAGUCCGAAACGACACCAAGAGCUGACAAUUUCUGUUUCUUGGCAGCAGGUGAGGGUUCACACUCAUGUUAUUACGGAUUAGCCUGAAAGAUUAUUCUGUAAUUAACGCAUAUCAGCCUCACCCAGUCCGUAGUGAACGGAGCCCCAUUGGCCAUCAGGGCUUUGACAUCAUCAUCCUGUCCACCUCGCACCGCCUCCAGCAGCUGCUGCCCGAGAUACACCAGCGACAUCUGCUGACAGUCACUGCCACCAGGAGUAAUGGCGCUGAAAGAAGUCCAGCUGAAACGGGAAACCUUCUGUUGUCCGAUCUGUCUGGAUCUGCUGGAGGAUCCGGUGACUGUUCCCUGUGGACACAGUUACUGCAUGAACUGUAUUGAAUCCCACUUUGACGAAGAGGAUGACAAUGAAAUCCACAGCUGCCCUCAGUGUAGGCAGACCUUCACAACGAGGCCUGUCCUGCUGAAGAACACCAUGUUAACAGUUUUGGUGGAGGAGCUGAAGAAGACUGGAGUCCAAGCUGCUCCUGCUGAUCGCUACUAUGCCGGACCUGAAGACGUGGCCUGUGACGUCUGCACCGGGAGAAAGCUGAAGGCCUUCAAGUCCUGUCUGGUCUGUUUGGCCUCUUACUGUGAGCAACACCUCCAGCCUCAUUAUGAAUCCCCUGCUUUUGAAAAACACCAGCUGUUGGACCCCUCCGGGACGCUCCAGGAGAACAUCUGCUCUCGUGAAGAGGAGGUGAUGAAGAUGCUAUGCUGCGCCGAUCGGCAGUGUAUCUGUCAAUCCACAGUCUCGACCGCCAUGGCAGAAAGGACCACGAGGCGGGAUAAGAUCAAGCUGAGUCGACAACGCAUCAGCCACAGAAUCCAGCAGCGAGAGAAGGACGCGAAGGCGCUUCAACAGGAGGUGGAGAUGGUCAAUCACUCUGCAGAUAAAGCAUUGGAGGAGAGCGAGAAGAUCUCCGCCGAGCUGAUCCGUCUCGUGGAGAAAAGAAGCUCUGAUGUGAAGCGAGAGAUCAGAUCUCAGCUAAACGGCAAGUUGAGUCAGAUCGCAGAGCUUCAAGAGAAGACGGAGCAUAAGAUUACUUGGUUGAAGAGGAAAGACACUGGGCUGAGGAAGCUCUCACGCACCAAGGAUCACAACGAGUUUCGGCGCUGCUACCCCUCCCUGGCACGAAUCGGGAGACUUAAAGACUUCUCCGCAGUAAAUAAAAGUCCUGUGGUGCACUUCGAGGGCGUAACGGGGACCUUGUCAGAAGUCAGAGACGAACUAGAGGAGGCUCUGCGUGAGAAGUGGACCAACAUCUCACUAGGAAUGACUAAAGUGGACGUUUUACUGCCAGACCCGGAGCCCAAGACCAGAGAUGAAUUCCUGAAAUAUUCCUGCGACAUCACACUGGAUCCGAACACAGCAAACAAACAGCUGUUAUUGUCUGAGGCGAACAGAAAAGCAACAUACGUGUCCGAAGCACAGUCUUAUUCUAGUCACCCGGACCGAUUCCCUGCUUGGCCUCAGGUCCUGAGUAGAGAGUGGCUGACUGGGGUUCAUUACUGGGAGGUGGAGUGCAAAGGGAAAGGAGUUAAAGUAGCAGUUGCAUUCAAGCACACAGGAGGUUUUACAAGCAGACGUGGAUUCGGAGGCAACGAUAUGUCUUGGGCAAUCGUUUUUGACGACAGCGGAUACAAAUUCAUGUACAACAAAAACACAACUACCAUCCCAGGUCCUCAGUCCUCCAGAAUAGGAGUGUACCUGGAUCAUGGUGCAGGAAAUCUGUCCUUCUACAGCGUCUCCGAUACCAUGACCCUCCUCCACAGAGUCAAGACCAUAUUCACUCAGCCUCUCUAUGCUGGAAUCGGUCUAUUCCCAGCUUUAGGAGUCACUGCUGGAGGAGACUCAGCUGCGUUCUGCAAACUCAAAUAG
Molecule: messenger RNA, 3733 nt
Organism: Anarrhichthys ocellatus (wolf-eel)
Lineage: Eukaryota; Metazoa; Chordata; Actinopteri; Perciformes; Anarhichadidae
Product: tripartite motif-containing protein 16-like
Exons: 2
Coding region: 2075-3733 (552 amino acids)
Biological process (GO): protein ubiquitination
Molecular function (GO): protein binding; ubiquitin-protein transferase activity
Source: RefSeq, a predicted model, not a curated record